Molecule: messenger RNA, 497 nt
Organism: Priapulus caudatus
Lineage: Eukaryota; Metazoa; Priapulida; Priapulimorpha; Priapulimorphida; Priapulidae
Product: liprin-beta-2-like
Exons: 3
Biological process (GO): neuromuscular junction development
Cellular component (GO): presynaptic active zone
Molecular function (GO): protein binding
Source: RefSeq, a predicted model, not a curated record
GACUCCGACGCAGCUCAUCUCAGAACCUCGAGGACAAACAUCAGCAGCAGGGGGCGCCACCGGGCAGCCCCGAGGCGGCGGCGACCAACGGCACGUUCCAGCGCGGAGGAUUCCGAGCGACGGCCGGCCCGCGACUUGCAUGGUCGCGCGACCUCAAACCCGGGGAGCUGGACACACCGUUUGCGCGCUGGGACGGUGACAAGGUGGCGAUGUGGGUGCACGAGAUCGGUCUGUCCGCGUACGUCAUCGACAGCAAGCGCUGGGUGAAGAACGGAGACCAGCUGCUGAGAGCGACGCCGCAGGACCUAGAGAAGGAGCUGGGCAUCCACAAUCCUCUACACAGGAAGAAGCUGCAGCUGGCUCUGCAGGCGGUGGGGUCGGAGGAGAUGGAUGCCAAAUGUAACCUAGAUCAUCACUGGGUGACACGUGAGUGCUUACUUCCUGCUCACUUACUGUACAUGCUCUCUGUCUGUCUGCCUCUCUCUCUCUCUCGGCGC